AUGGCUGGAAAAUCGAAAUCGAAGCUUGACUGGUGGCACAGCAUCAAUCAGGUCAUGGUCAUGUUUGGAGUGGGACUCGGGUUCGGCAUCUACGGACCCUCUCUGAUGGAUCUGGCCGAAAUCUACUCUUCACCACCGCGAGACAUAGCUCUUAUGAAUUCAGCGAGGGCUAUCGGGAUGUUCCUCGGAUCCUGCACCGGGGGCUUCUUCUACAAUUUCAUGAACGAUCAGAUCUUGACAUUGAUUUUCUUGAUCAUAUACGGUGCCGGGACGGUGGUGACGCCAUUGCUCCCGAGCAUAUGGUAUCUCCAUGUAUGUGGCUUCGUCGCAGGAACAUCUUUCGGAAUCGCCCAUAUCGGAGCUCAAGUACGUCUCGUCAAAGUGUGGUCCGAUAAAAGUGCAUCGGCAAUCCAAGCAUUCCACAGCGCUUAUGGGGUGGGCUCAAUGAUCGGGCCGUUCUUCGUGGCUCCUUUCCUCAGCCUGAAGGACGAUGAGGACAUCAUGAGGGAAACACAGCUCCACAUUCCGUACGCUGCCUUCGGCUUGCUAUACGCAAUGGUAGCGGGAUCUAUGAUCGCUGCGUACCUAUACGAUCCGGCGACAAUCAAGAAAACGAAGGUUGAAGAUGAGCACAAGGACGAUCCAGCAGGCAAACGAUCAGAGACAUUCCUCAUGGUGCUGCUCUUCAUCUACCUCUGCAUGUGUGUCAAUUCUGAGCACACUUUCGGCACCUUCAUUUCGGUUUAUGCAAUCAACAGUCCUGACCUCGAGUUUUCGAGAUCCGAAGCAGCAUAUAUCGCAGGAAUUUACUGGUCCACCUUCACCUGCGGUCGGCUCAUCUCAAUUUUCUUGGCCGCCCUGUUUGAUCUGCAACAGCUUCUAGUGCUCUCACACUCAUUGGUCAUCGGGGGAUCGGCUAUGCUGAUCGUGUGGAGGAGUUCCGAGGUCUGCGCAUGGAUCGGAUCUGGCAUCAUGGGUCUCGGUCUCUCGUCGAUGUACGGCGCUGCCAGUGGUCUCGUCUUCGAGUAUGUCCGCAUACGCCACUCUUAUGUGGGCGCAAUUCUGGCGGCCGCGUGUCUCGGACUCGCCAUAUCAGCUCACGCCGUCCCUCCUUUCAUCGGAACUUGGCCCAUGUUCCUUCAGUACUACAUGGGGGUAGGAAACGUGUUGAAUACGCUAGUUUUGGUUGUGAUGUUCCUGGCUCUGAGAGGGCGAAGCAAGUUGACCGCGAAGAAGGAGGAAGCCCAAGAAAUGAGUAGAGAGAGCGUGGUCGCCUGA
This is a messenger RNA of Galendromus occidentalis (western predatory mite), 1278 nucleotides long. Its product is annotated as sodium-dependent glucose transporter 1. Gene Ontology annotation, biological process: transmembrane transport. NCBI's taxonomy places the organism in Eukaryota, Metazoa, Arthropoda, Arachnida, Mesostigmata, Phytoseiidae. The transcript is spliced from 8 exons. Bases 1 to 1278 code for a protein of 425 amino acids. Gene Ontology annotation, molecular function: D-glucose transmembrane transporter activity. The record is from RefSeq and is a predicted model, not a curated record.